AUGACUGACCAGGUCCUUGGGAACAAGAGUAUACCAGUACAGAUUACAGAAGAUGAAGCCGCUGUGUAUGAUCGGCAAAUCCGUUUGUGGGGGCUUGAAGCACAGCAGAGGAUGCGAAAUGCGACCAUCGUCGUGGUAUGCCUAAGAGGGACUGCCACGGAGACAAUCAAAAACAUCGUGCUUGCUGGCAUUGGAAAAUUAAUUAUUAUUGACGGCGAAGACGUCACGGACGCGGACCUGGGUUCAGGGUUUUUCUUCAGAGACGAAGACGGCAAGAAAAGAGUCGAUGCCGCCAAGGCUAGAGUAGAGAGCCUUAAUCCCCUUGUGAAAGACGCGGACCUAGUAUGCGUCACGGAUUGGCGACGGGACGGCCUGAUACAGCUCAACGAAGUGUGCCGUCGGCUUGGUAAACCCCUCUAUGCUGGCGGCACAUUUGGCCUCUUUGGCUACAUCUUCUGUGACUUGCUGAACCACGAAUAUAUUGCCCCAGACCGGUCCGUGACCAAAGAUGGUCCCAAAAAUGUCAGGAUGACCACGGCGUAUUCAACGCUGCAUAUGGCACUCCAACACAAAUGGUCGGGGUUAACGAAAAGGCAGACCAAAGAGCUAAACCCCGCCGUUGUUUAUGGAAUCCUCGCCGUAUGGGAGUUCCAGUCACUCCACGGGGGCAGUCUUCCAGAUAGUUCUGAGCACGCAGACGAACUGGAGGCAAUAGCUAACAAGCUUUUGUCAGCUGCCGAUGUCAACAAACAAGUAGCUACCGCUAUCCCUCGUACGCUCAUUGAAACACUGUCAACGACCGCUCAACAUGAAUUUUCCCCUGUUUGCGCGGUGGUAGGUGGCAUGCUUGCGCAGGAUAUCCUGAAAGCCCUCGCGGCGCGGGAACCGCCGAUAGCAAACUUCUUUACCUUUGAUGGGGAUACUGGCGGAGGGACCGUGUGUCGUAUGAAUAUGCCCUGA
Messenger RNA from Pleurotus ostreatus (oyster mushroom), 960 nucleotides. RefSeq lists its product as uncharacterized. The coding region runs from base 1 to 960 and encodes 319 amino acids. Lineage: Eukaryota; Fungi; Basidiomycota; Agaricomycetes; Agaricales; Pleurotaceae. Gene Ontology annotation, biological process: protein sumoylation. The transcript is spliced from 9 exons. Gene Ontology annotation, cellular component: cytoplasm; SUMO activating enzyme complex. The record is from RefSeq and is a predicted model, not a curated record. Gene Ontology annotation, molecular function: SUMO activating enzyme activity.